Molecule: messenger RNA, 1657 nt
Organism: Polychytrium aggregatum
Lineage: Eukaryota; Fungi; Chytridiomycota; Chytridiomycetes; Polychytriales
Exons: 1
Coding region: 203-1546 (447 amino acids)
Biological process (GO): regulation of cyclin-dependent protein serine/threonine kinase activity
Cellular component (GO): nucleus; cyclin-dependent protein kinase holoenzyme complex
Molecular function (GO): protein kinase binding; cyclin-dependent protein serine/threonine kinase regulator activity
Source: RefSeq, a predicted model, not a curated record
GCUCGGCUGUGACCGGCGUUUGGCGCGAAAUCGACCGGGCUCGCCCGGCUGGCGGUCUCUUGGUCAGGUCGCCGAUUAAAAGGCAGCACGGACGCUUUCCCGAGCCGCUUCUGCCGUCCCCGCGUCCAGAGCCAGAGCUUGCCGUUGGAUCGUUGUCUGCUCACCAGCCCUGUUUGUUUGAUUGCCAGCCUCUCGCCCAUCCAUGUCCGAGUCCUUCCUCCCCCGGAACGGCCAGCAUCGCUCCAGGACCUCAAGGGUCGCCGCCAUCCAGACACGCUCCAUGACCCGCUCCUCCACGAGGCCGUCACUGCCCAUCACCCCGACAUCGCCUGUGCCGGCAUGGCGCUGUAUGGCGCUGGCCGAUCCACACCAAGAGACCGCUCAUCGCGAUGGCCAUCGCACCAAGAAUGCCUGUAUAUCCAGGCCGAUCCUGUCGCCAACUCUCAUGCGCGACGCAGCCGCCCACAACCCAAACGCCGUCCCAUCCCCCGCGAUCCAGCCGCAGCGAGAACACAUGGAUGAUGGUGCAAGACCCAUCCCAUCGUGCCCCAAGUACCUUUCCCGGGUGGUGGUGGCGCUCUUCGCCAAGCUUUGCCCCGACCUGCCCGCGCCCGUGCCGCCCAGCUUCCUGCCCUUCCUGAACCAUGUGCUCGUCACCACCGACAUCGGCACCCCUGUCGUUGUCCACGCGCUCUACUAUCUCACACGACUCCGCACGCAGAUCAAGUACUGCUGCAGCUCGUGUUUUCUCGGGACCUGGCGGGACCCCAUGAGUCUGGUCCUGAUGUUGCUUGUCCUCAGCAACAAAAUUCUCGAUGACCACACCUUCACCAACAAAACCUGGUGCGAGGUUUCUCAUUCUGGCGGCCACUACAUUGGCGUGUCCGAGAUGAACCGGCUCGAGAUGAAGAUCCUGGAUACGAUCCAGUUCCGCGCCGUGGUGGCUGCUGAGCAGUAUGACUCGUUUGAGCUCGAUCUUCGAUCAUUUGUCGCCAAAUCAACAAGAGCGAAUCCUUGUCAGCGACUGCCAUUACCGCCGAGCGACAUGGACUGGACGCCCCAGCACCCUAUCCCGCCCACAAGAUCGAGCUGCUCGGGCCAUUCGCAAGCCCAGCGAUCACAGCCUGUGGACAUCCAGCACCGAUACCGAGCCUCGGAUGCUCUGUGCGAAAGUAUCGGCAAUCCACAUCGGUCCUCGCCUCGGACCAACACUUGCAGUUCCUCGGCCCCAACUGCAUGCGGCUACCCAAGCCUCCGGCACGACGACCUGACGCUUCCGUUGCGGUCUUUGCCCCCAACACAUGCCCAUCGCACAAGAUACGGCUCCGACCAAACCGGCGUCGGCGCACCAAAGCCGUUGGGGCGGGUGGAUGCCGCUGGCACCUCCAAACAGUCGAUUGGAGCAUCAUGCUCAAAUACGAGGCAACGAGAUCAGCGGUAUUUGCCAGCGCACGAUCGCAAAGACGACCAUGGGCUUGUCUACUGUCACUCGCUGCUGGCAGCUUCGACAAAUCAGAGGUCGAGCGCCCGGAGCAAGGUCCUGUGAUAGAGCGAGGGGCGGACAUCACCGUUCCUGUCUGGCCACUCCCCAAACCAUAUGACGAUCAAUGCAACACAUUGCUGGACACACUGCUUCUACCGCCCUCGCAAUUUAGAC